AUGUACAUAGUUGAGAGCUCUAGUGUAAUCAGCGCUCGGAAUUGGAACCAAACGUCCAGCACUGGGGUCUCUUACUGCCAAAGCUGCCAGGCGCUGGAUGCAGUCGAGAACAGACGUGCGAAGCUCCGUGCUUCGUUUACGCUUCUGAAAACAAGGUUCUGCGCUAGUGCCCGUAUACGCGGUUAUGUGGCCGGCUCGAUCUACAGCUUCAGCAAGCUUCAUGUCCGGUGCAGUUCAGUUGACUCUGGAGAGCACGGUGUUUCUCAAGAGCGAGUGCACGCGCGGCCGAAUGCUGCCUUCUUGGCGGACGUAGAUAGCGUUCCGGCAGCAGCAACAACAGCUGGCGCUGCUAUGGGUGUAACUGGAGAAAACCUGGGCCAGACGGUGGUUUCACGAGAGUCAAAUACUGCUUCUCUCGGGAUGGAGCAGGUCGAGCAGGUUUCCCUAGUUAUGGAGAGUACAGCCGAACUUUUGGAGUUUGGCCGAGUGCUUGAGUGCUUGUCGAGUUUAGCGCUUACGCAAACGGGCAGGCAACGUCUCCUGAGUAGAGGGCUAAUGAUUCAUCUUCUAUCAUUAACGAAACAGCAAAGCGAAAGACUUAUGCAACUAACAGCUGAAGUUGUGACUAUUGAGAGGCGGACGCCAACCUCGCCGUUUGAGGUUCUGAAACGGCUCCCGGAUGUCGAGGGACUUAUUCAAAGGCUCCACAAAAAAGGUAAUCUCGAAGGAGAAGAGCUGCUUCGCAUUGCCAAUUUCGUGCAGGUAGCGGCGAACUUGAAAAAGGCUUCCGCGGAAUGCCUCAUGGAUUCGAGUUCGGCCUCCCCGGACGCAUACAUGUCUUCACCAGCAUUUGACAGCACUAGCUGUACGAAUCAGAUGCACACAGAACCUCUUGCUGUGCAGAAGUGCUCAGCAGAAUUGCAAAGUAUUCUAGAUCGGGUUCAGCCCGUCAGUGCGGCAGCAUCAGAGAUAUUUGCGACACUCGACGAAACUGGUCGUCCGCGCGAAACUGCAUCCGAUGAACUUCGAGUAGUUCGAACGCAGUUGCAGCGAAUUAAAGAGCGAAUAAAAGACGAACUACAGCGAAUCAUUCAGAGCAAAGGAGAUGCUCUACAGGAUCGGACGCCAACGACGCGCUACGAUCGCCAGGUGCUUGCAGUGAAGGCGACCCACAAGCGGAGAAUACCAGGAAUCGUGCACGAUUACAGUAACACUGGGAGCACUGUUUUCGUUGAGCCGCAUGCGAUUGUGGAGUUGAAUAGCGAAUUACGUCGCCUCAGUCGCAGGGAAUCCGCAAUCGAACGCGACAUUUGGAAUCAGCUGAGUAAGCGACUGCAUGCUGCGAGCGUCCGGCUCAGUAGCACAUUUGAGGCCCUGAUUGACAUUGAUUUCUCGGUGGCCCGAGCCCGUUACGCACGGCAUAUCGGCGCUUCGUUGGUGCGCUUCGCUGCAGAUAGUGAGAUGCCAGUGGACAUUCGCGGUGCAUGCCAUCCGCUACUUUUGUGGCGCUCGCUCAAAUCGAUGGAGAGCGUGGUACCGAUUGACUUUCAUUUACGGGGAAUUGCUUCCGCCGCCAUCCUGACUGGAGCGAAUGCCGGAGGAAAAACCCUAGCGGCGAAGACCCUCGGUCUCAUAGUGCUCAUGGCAAAGAGCGGCAUUCCGAUUCCUCGGCGACACGCUGAUCCGAAUAUGUCGCCGACCACGCUACUCGAUGAAGAUGUCACUGUGCCGUACUUUGACAGAGUACUUGCAGACAUUGGAGAUGAACAGUCGUUAGAGCAAAAUUUGUCAACAUUCAGCGGCCAUAUAAGACGAAUAGGUGAGAUUCUUCAGUGUGCGACUGCGGACUCGCUGGUGCUUCUGGAUGAGCUUGGUGCUGGAACGGAUCCGGCUGAGGGAGCUGCGCUUGGCAUCGCCCUUGUUCGCUACCUGGUCGAGAAGAAAAACGUUCGCUUCGUCUUUGUGACAACGCAUCAUAGUGAACUGAAGACUCUCUUUUUUAUGGAACCCUCUAGAUACGAAAACGUCUCCGUUGAAUUUGACACGGACCGGUUGGAACCUACGUACCGACUUCUCUGGGGUGUAGCGGGGAGGUCGUAUGCGCUGCUGGUUGCCCGCAGACUCGGGCUCGAUCACGACAUUUUGCAAGAAGCGGAAAACCUACUCGAACGAUCGGUCGGUGUAGGCUCGAGCCCGGACUCUUUGCCACUGAGUCCUGGGAGCGGAUCGAGCUCUCCGCAGAAUAUGAGCCGCCUCAUGGAGCAGGUUGAAAAGAUUCGCGUGGAGCAGCUUCAGAACCUGGAACGAGCACGCCAAGAAGCACGGGAAAUGGAGCGAAUGCGACAGGAGCACGAGAAGCGACUUGCAGGACUAGAGCGACAUCGCAAGGAGGCAAUCGAAGAAGUUAAGCGGGCAUUAGAAGCGGAAUUAGAACAAGUGCGUCAGGAGCUUCGGGAAGCACUGCAGCGCCUUCGACGCAAUGAAAUGGCAUCGUCGGAAGGUAACACCCUUGCAAAUACCCUGGAAGCAAAAGUCGCGGAAGCAACAAUGGCCCUAGCGGGAUUGGAACGAGACGAUGAUCGGGAAAUCAACCCGGAAACGGUGGACACGAAUGAUUAUGUCAUGGUACCGAAGCUCGGAUCAUCUCCCUUGCGGGUGACCCAGAAACUUCCCGAUGGACGUAUACGUGUUGCACUGGGGAACCUGACAGCAACAAUUGCUGUCCAGGAAGUCGUGUCUGUUCAGCGCCCGACUGAAGCAUCGACCACAAUGGCCACGGAACGAUCGCCACGGCGUCGUGUCGAAGCUGAGAAGCCGGCCAGCGGGCUCUCCUCGCCAGUGCUGGUGCGCACUGACCGAAACACCGUGGACCUCAGGGGUAUGCGGGCACACGAAGUAGAAUCUGCUCUGGAUUCUGCGAUAGAUCGCAGUGUGCAGAUGGGAUCGCUCUGGAUCAUUCAUGGACACGGUUCUGGACGGCUGAAGAGCGUUGUGCGAGAGUACCUGCGUGGCCAUCCGCAUGUGGACAGUUUCCAGGAAGCGAGCCCUUCAGAUGGGGGAUCUGGAGUGACGGUCGCGGUGCUUCGAUGA
Messenger RNA from Cyanidioschyzon merolae strain 10D, 3090 nucleotides. Its product is annotated as DNA mismatch repair protein MutS, chloroplast precursor. The coding region runs from base 1 to 3090 and encodes 1029 amino acids. Gene Ontology annotation, biological process: mismatch repair; negative regulation of DNA recombination. NCBI's taxonomy places the organism in Eukaryota, Rhodophyta, Bangiophyceae, Cyanidiales, Cyanidiaceae. Gene Ontology annotation, molecular function: mismatched DNA binding; ATP hydrolysis activity; ATP-dependent DNA damage sensor activity. The transcript has a single exon. The record is from RefSeq and is a predicted model, not a curated record.